AUGCCUCCUCGUCGCCGGACUACGAUAUACGACUUUUCCGGUCUACGUGUUCAUGCCGAUGGGACUCGCGUCGAGCAGACCAAUCGCAACCUACGCCCCGUCAUCCACGGGAAUACUACCCAAGAUUGGCGUGGUACCUGGACGGCCAGGGAUGCAGCUGGAAGAGGGCAAGUGAAGCGAAGACGGAGGUCUAGUCCCAGCGAACCUGACGAAGGAAAGGGAAAACGGAAGGGCAUGGAAAGCGACGAAGAGGAGCAUGUUCCUUUGAAGAAACGGAAGACAAAACAGGCAGAGAAACGCCGGAAAUUUGCUGAAGAUUUUUCAUUUCUCGAUGUUGACGUACCGGCAGCUUCGUCUCAGACAACCUCGGACGCUGUUCAAGGGAAUGACCCUGUUUUUUCAUCUUUUCCGGUGCCUUCGUCCGACCUUCUAAAAUGUAUACAUCAUUUCGCAAGUCUGUAUUACAGCGAGCGAGGCCAGUUACUCAACGCUUCAAAGUUGUACCGGCUUAGAAGAAAGGCUCUACAAAUGAAACGACUUGCAAAAGCGAAAAGGGAAGAAGCAAACGAUGAUCGCAACUCUUCAGAUGAAGAUGGUGACCCGCAAGACGCCGAGCAGUCAGUGCAGGAUGAGAGUGAUGAGGAAGAGCUCGAUGACAAAGAAGCCAGGUCGAGAAGGAGAGGCCAGAAACCGAAAAAACUCAUCGGUGUUCUCAGACGAGAUAUGUACAAACUUAUGGAUGGGACAGCAUUGAUGGCCAUUGGUGAGCUUCUGCCGUCACACUGCAGUGUUCGACUGACAUGUUCGUAG
This is a messenger RNA of Guyanagaster necrorhizus, 810 nucleotides long. RefSeq lists its product as uncharacterized. Bases 1 to 810 code for a protein of 269 amino acids. The transcript is spliced from 2 exons. The record is from RefSeq and is a predicted model, not a curated record. NCBI's taxonomy places the organism in Eukaryota, Fungi, Basidiomycota, Agaricomycetes, Agaricales, Physalacriaceae.